Messenger RNA from Durio zibethinus, 3762 nucleotides. Its product is annotated as calmodulin-binding transcription activator 3-like. NCBI's taxonomy places the organism in Eukaryota, Viridiplantae, Streptophyta, Magnoliopsida, Malvales, Malvaceae. Gene Ontology annotation, cellular component: nucleus. Gene Ontology annotation, molecular function: transcription coregulator activity; protein binding; double-stranded DNA binding. Gene Ontology annotation, biological process: regulation of transcription by RNA polymerase II. The record is from RefSeq and is a predicted model, not a curated record.
CAUUGCAAUUAUUGUCCGGUCAACCAUAAUUUUAAUGUCGCGACUUGGGAUUUUGUUUUUUUGUUUUUAUUUAUUUAGCUAGGAACUUGAUUAAAAAACUGUUCUUUUCAAAGAAGAUAGAACUAAAGUGGAAAGCAGUAUCCCAGAACUCACGUCCAAAAGAUGACUAACUGAACUUAAGAAAGUCAAACGCGUUGAUUCCUAGCUGAUAAUCCCAUUGCCAAUUCCUUGGCGAUUUCCUCUCUCCUUCUCUUAUAUAUAGAAAAAAUCAAUGUUGUCUAUCAAAGGGUGCGCUUCCUUUGAUCACCCACUUUCUCUUUUCUCCAAAAACCGCGUUUUUUUUGCUUUUAACAGAUUGUAAAAUGCCUCCAACUUCAGCUCUUAGAAUGGAGUUUUUUUGAAGGCUUUUUAAGCUAAGAAAAAGAGUUGAAGAGAAAAAAAGAAAGUAAAGAUUAUGGCAGAGACUAGGUCAUAUGGCCUUACUAAUCAACUGGAUAUUCAGCAGAUACUCAUGGAAGCGCAGCACAGGUGGCUACGACCGGCUGAAAUAUGUGAAAUUCUUAAAAAUUAUAAGAAAUUUCGCAUCACACCAGAACCUCCACAUAUGCCACCAAGUGGUUCACUCUUUCUUUUUGAUCGAAAGGUAUUGAGAUACUUUAGAAAGGAUGGUCAUAACUGGAGGAAGAAGAAGGAUGGGAAAACAGUGAAGGAAGCUCACGAGAGACUCAAGGCUGGAAGCAUUGAUGUUCUGCAUUGCUACUAUGCUCAUGGAGAAGAUAACGAAAAUUUUCAAAGACGCAGUUAUUGGAUGCUUGAAGAGGAUCUCUCACACAUUGUUUUUGUCCACUAUCGAGAAGUAAAGGGAAAUAGGACAUAUUUUAACCACAUCAAAGAGACUGAAGGAACUAUUCCAUAUUCCCCAGAAACUGAAGGAAUUAUACACAAUUCUGAGGUGGAAAGUUCUAUGUCUUCCAGUUUUCAUCCCACUAAUGGUCAAAUUCCUUCACAAACAGUGGAUACAACAAGCAUGAACAGUUUGCAAGCAUCAGAAUAUGAAGAUGCCGAAUCAGUCUAUAAUCAUCAAGCAAGUUCACAGUUUCACUCUUUUCUUGAGUCACAACAGCCUGUUGUGGGGAGGAUUGAUACUGGAUUCUCUGAUCCAUAUGUUCAUGUGUCACAUUCAAAUGAUUAUCAUGGAAAGCCAUCAGGCACUGCUUUUCGACUUACCCAACCAGAUAAGGAUAGCGGGAAUAAUGAUGCUGGAAUAACAUAUGAGCCCCAGCAGAACCAUGAUUUCACUUCAUGGGAGGAUGUGUUGGAAAAUUGUACUCCUGGGGUUGAAUCUGCACAAUAUAAGCCACCAUUUUCCUUAAAACAACAUGAGACCAUGGGGCAGCUAUUUGAAAACAGCUUUCUUAAAAAGGAGUUUGAGAAUCAAUCAGCUGCUCGAGAAGAGUGGCAGGCUUCUGAUGCUGAUUCUUCUCAUUUAGCAAAGUGGGGAUUGGACCAGAAGUUGCAUCAAGACUUGAGAUAUGAUCUUACUUGUAGAUCUCAUGAACAAGAAGUUAAUCACCAUGUGCAUCCAGAAAAGCAACAUGAUCAUUCUAGACAAAAUAAUCAACUGACAGAUCCCUCAAAUGGAAACCAUGGAUAUGUUUCUAAACCAGAUUUAGAGAGCCGUUUGACACUGGAGGGGAAAUCCAUUUACUCUUCUGCUAUGAGACAGCAUUUAUUUGAUGGUUCUUUAGCAGAAGAAGGUCUGAAGAAGCUUGAUAGUUUCAACCGCUGGAUGACUAAAGAACUUGGAGAUGUAGAUGAAUCACACACGAAGUCCAGUUCUGGGGCCUACUGGGAUGAGGUUGAAGGUCAAAAUGGGGUUGAUGUUUCCACUCAGGGGCAAUUGGAUACCUUUAUGCUGGGUCCUUCCCUCUCCCACGAUCAGCUUUAUAGCAUUAUUGAUUUUUCACCCAAUUGGGCAUAUGCAAACUCUGAAAUCAAGGUCCUCAUAAUAGGAAGGUUCUUGAAGAGUGGAGAUGAGGCCAAAAAUUAUAAGUGGUCAUGCAUGUUUGGGGAAGUAGAAGUUCCAGCAGAGGUCAUAGCAGAUGGUGUUCUCCGAUGCCACACUCCAGGACAUGAGGCUGGCAGGGUUCCCUUCUAUGUCACUUGCUCCAACAGAUUAGCUUGUAGUGAAGUCAGAGAGUUUGAAUACCGAGUCAGUCAUAUCCAAGAUAUAGAUGCUGUGGAUCACCCUAGCAGUAAUGCAAUUGAAAUUCUUGAUAUGCGAUUUGGUAGAUUAUUGUGCCUUGCCGCCAGUUCUCCCAAUUCUAACACCUAUAACAUAGCUGAUAUAUCUCACUUCAGCAGUAAAAUCAAUUCAUUGCUGAAGGAGGACGUAGAGGAAUGGAACCAGAUGUUGAGGCUUAACCCAGGGGAAGAUUUUUUCCCAGAAAAAAUUAAGCAGCAGCUGCUUCAGAAGCUACUCAAAGAGAGGUUGCGUGUUUGGCUCUUGCAGAAGAUAGCUGAAGGUGGAAAAGGCCCUAGUAUAUUGGAUGAGGGUGGCCAAGGUGUUUUACAUUUUGCAGCUGCUCUUGGUUAUGAUUGGGCCUUAGAACCCACUAUAGUUGCUGGUGUGAGUGUUAACUUCAGGGAUGUAAAUGGAUGGACUGCACUUCAUUGGGCAGCAUCUUCUGGCAGAGAACGCACAGUUGCUUCCCUUAUUUCAUUGGGUGCAGCUCCUGGAGCAUUGACAGAUCCAACGCCUGAAUAUCUUUUAGGCAGAACACCUGCUGACCUGGCCUCAGCCAAUGGACAUAAAGGAAUUUCUGGUUAUCUUGCAGAAUUUGAUUUGAGUUACCACCUUAUAUCCCUCAAUUUGGAUAAACAAGACAGUAAUGAUACCACAGAUUCUGGAGCAGAUGUGCUACAGAAAAUUUUGGAACAAAACACAGCUCCACUCAGCUAUGGGGAUGCUUCAGAUGGCCCGUCAGUAAAGGACUCAUUAGCUGCUGUUCGUAAUGCCACUCAAGCUGCUGCUCGUAUUCAUCAAGUCUUCAGGGUGCAGUCCUUCCAAAAAAGGCAGUUAAAAGAGUAUGGCGACGAUAAAUUUGGAAUGUCAGAUGAGCAUGCACUUUCACUUAUAGCGGUUAAAUCAAACAAGCCUGGACAACAUGAUGAGCAUGUGCAUGCUGCUGCCAUUCGCAUACAAAAAAAGUUCCGCGGUUGGAAAGGAAGAAAAGAAUUUUUGAUAAUCCGCCAACGCAUUGUCAAGAUUCAGGCUCAUGUAAGAGGCCACCAGGUCAGGAAAAACUAUAGGAAGAUAGUUUGGUCAGUUGGAAUUGUGGAGAAGGUGAUCUUGCGUUGGAGACGGAAACGAAGUGGCUUACGUGGAUUCAAACCGGAAACAGUCACUGAAGGCCCUAGCAUACUUGCAAUCUCAAAGGAAGAUGACUAUGAUUUCCUGAAAAAAGGCCGGAAGCAAACGGAAGAAAGGUUACAGAAGGCACUUGCCAGAGUUAAAUCCAUGGCCCAGAAUCCUGCAGGCAGAGAUCAAUAUAGUAGGAUGAAGAAUGUCGUCACUGAGAUACAAGAGAAGGUCAUGUACGAUAAGCUUCUCAGCCGUGCAGGAGAAACAACGGGUUUGGAUGAAGACUUAAUUGACCUAGAAAAACUGUUAGACGAUGACAAUUCCAUGCACACAGCGCCUUGAGUGAAUGUAAAUCUUGUUUGACUUGUAGCUGGUAUACCAUUAUCUGUUUACCUUAA